UCUAUAAGCCAGUUUAAGAAAUCCAAAACAAGCAACACAUUAGAACGUGUUAAAGAUAUACAGAUGUGCCCUUGUCACAUGUAUGAGGAAGGAUAUUUAGUUGAGUGUGUUGGGCAGAAGUGAAGUGAGAAACUUAAUUAAGAAAGUGUAAACAUUUGCUAAUACAAUUAAACUUCCUAACCACCUCACAUGGUGUACUGCACUGUUCUGUAAGCUUGAAGUAUAUGUCAGAUAUUUUCAAAUGUAAUGUUUACUUUGGGCAUCUCCUUUAUUAUGUUACGUUAUUAAGUGCCAUUUAUCUCGCGAUGAUAUAUUGCUUUCCAUGCAACAGAUUGUCUGCAUCAAAGGAAGGUUUACAUAACCAGCACAUUGUUUAGUGUUUGGGAACACUAGCCUGACCACUGUGUCAUAAUGUGCAAACUGUCUUUGGUUAUCUCAAGGCUAUGGAGGCUAUUAAAGUAUUCAGAUAUCAGUGUGCAAGUGAGAACUGUUGACAUAAGCUGACUUUUUGACAUGCAUAACUAUAUAUGCACUGUGGCCAACUUUCAAUAUCACACAGCAAUAAUUUAGGGGUUUCAGCCUGGUCUCACAGUUUAAAUUCUCUUUUCUCUUUCUCAAUUAUUGAAGAAAGAAGAAAAAGAUGUCAGGGAACUGUGUGCAGAAGAUUGAGUGAGAAAAUUGAUGUCUCUCUUUGCAUAUAAUUUAGAAACUUGAAGAGAAAAUUCAGCCUCUAAAAAUAGAUUUAUCAUGUGAUAAAAGUUAUUAAUAAUCAUUGCAGAAAUACCUUGAGAUUGAAGAUCAAAUUGAAGCUGAAAAGAGAGAUACCCAGAAGCAGAUUGACACACUAGAACAUGACAACAAAAGUCUGGAGUCUCGCAUCAAAAGCUACCAAGAUCACAUUGAACGUCAGGAUGAGAGGAUAGCAGACAUGAAACGUGAAUACCACACACUUCAUGAAAGACAUUCUGAGUUACUUCACCAACACAUGGAAAGACUACAGCGAGAUGACAGGAAAGGAUCAAGCUCCACAGUAGAUACACCGACCAGAAAUCCUCUAAGACCAAGGGCUGUCUCUUCUGAGUCUCCACGGUCACCUGUGGGAACCCCUGUGAACUCCAUAGGGGAACUGGUACCUCCUGGCACCUCCCCAGUGGCUCCGAAAAGCCCUGAUGUGGAUGUGUCAAUGCCUCAAUUUCCUGCAAACAGAAGGGAGAGUAAUGAGAUGUCACUUGAAGAAGAACAACUUGCUGGUGUCAGGAAAGAUGCUGAGAGUGGGAAGACAACAACUCCUGGAGAGGAUUCUUCUGUCAUUCAGAACAACCAAGUGUCUCCUGGAGGCACUUGUGUUACUGCUAAUAAUGUGAGCGUUGUCAUUACCAGUGAUAAACUAGAUGCCAAGACCAGUGAUAUCCAACCUAAAGGUUCACGUUCAAGCACGGCAAGUUCUUUGCAGAGUUUAGAUACUGGAACCUGUCAUCUAACAGAUGUGGACAACAUGCCAAUCAUGACAGUGACAGACGUUGAAAGGGCAAUUUCUGGGGAGGCUCAAAGUCCUCCAGAUGGAAGCUUCCUGAGUAAUGACGCAGCAGCUAUCAUGGCCUCAACUCCUGAACUAAACCCUAAUGCAUUAUCCUCACCAGUAGACGUGAUCAGGAGGGGAGGAAGUAGACAGAGUGCAGAGCGUCCAAUAUCUCUGGAUCUUGAGACGUUACCUGAGGGUGUCAGUGCACAUUCACUGUUUGCGGAGCUGUCAGUUCAAGAACCAGACAUCAUUGGACAGGUGGACACUGGUGCAGAUAUUACAGCAAUGGUCGGAGAAUUGGAUACGGUGUUGAAGGAGAACACGGAAUUAUUGACAGCGAAGACCAGACUUGUAACUCAAAAGAAUGAUCUUCUGAAGAGAGUAGAAGAACUAUCCAAUGAGAGGGAAUUAGCUAAAGAUGAAGUCAUGUUACUUCAAGAUACCAAGACCCGCUUGUCAACACACAUAUCAGAGCUUGAACAGGAACUCAAGAGAGUCAAAAUGGAUGCAGAAAAAGCAACAGUGGCCUUAAAAGAGGCAAAUGUUUCAGCUGCUCAUCGUAAGAGGUUCACACGAGUUGAAAUGGCUCGAGUGCUAAUGGAGAGGAACCAGUACAAAGAAAGAUUGAUGGAGCUGCAAGAGGCUGUUAGAUGGACAGAAAUGAUAAGAGCAUCAAAAGAGAGAAACCUUGAACUGCAGCAGAAGAAGAAAUCAUCCAUUUGGAAAUUUUUCAGCAACCUGUUUGGUCCCUCUCCUAAGAAGCCUGCACCUCCCAUGGUGAGCAUCAGGUACAAUUCCCCCCAGGGGGAGGGAGAGUCAUCUCCUGCCUCUCGACGCAGCAACUCUAUCAGCUCUGGCUCCACAGGUUCCAUAGCUGUGGCUACUGGUGGAGGAGGAUUCGGCAGUGAAAACUUUGAUAGACAGCGUGUGGUUGAUAGAAGAGAACGAUACAGACAAGUGAGAGCGUUUCUCAACUCAGAUGUUGCUGAGGGUCGAAUGCAAGCUUAUGGCUGGAGUCUUCCAGCCAAAUACUCAACUGAAGUUGCCGAGGGAGGAAAAAGUCUUGUUUCCGUUCCUGUUCCAGUCUAUUGCAGACCUCUGAAUCUUAAUGAUCCCGGAAUGAAAAUUUGGUGUGCUGCUGGAGUUGAUCUGUCUGGUGGGAAAACCCAAGACGGUGGCUCAUUCAUCGGUGCAACCAGUGUAUUCUACACUGAUAGCGCACGUGACCAGGAGGAGGCAGUUACAACGGAUCCAAAGCUGGAGCCUAAAGUAUCCAUGGUGUGGAUCGGCAGUAGUACACACUCAUGCAGCAAGGUUACUGUAGUGGAUGCCAAUUAUCCUCAGAACAUUUUGGAUUGUUUUAUAGUGUGCACAUCACAUCUGUUGUGUCUCACCCCUGUGCCGGGAGCCUCAGAAGGAGAUUAUCAAGGGUCAGAAUGGACACUAGAAGAUCCAUUGCAGGCAAAUCCAGAUAAAGCUGAUUCUGGUGAAGAUUCAGGAGGUGCAGGAUUCACUGAUCCUCUAGGGGUGCAAACAGCUCAGGGAGCUGGUUCAGACGGCCCAACUGUAACAGACAUAACAGCUGGUGAGAGCAUGUCACCUGAAGCUGUGCAAGUGGAUGGAAUUGACAAAAUGAGCAGUGUCUUGCCUACCAUGUGGCUUGGGGCACAGUCUGGCUGUGUGUAUGUGCACUCAGUCAUAUCUGACUGGAAGAAAUGCAUCCACUCGAUCAGAUUGAAGGACUCUGUGCUUAGCAUAGUGUACGUGCAAGCUCGUGUUCUAGUUGGUCUUGCAGAUGGCACGGUCGCUAUCUUUCACAGGGCUUCUGAUGGUCAGUGGAACUUCAACAAUUAUCACUUGCUGGAUCUCGGUCGCCCUCACCAUUCCAUACGCUGUAUGACAGUGGUGCACGACAAAGUGUGGUGUGGCUAUCGAAAUAAAAUCCAAGUCAUUCAUCCACGUAGCAUGAAAGUAGAGAAAACCUUUGAUGCUCAUCCUAGGCGUGAAAGCCAGGUUCGUCAGCUUGCCUGGAUAGGAGAUGGUGUGUGGGUGUCCAUACGCCUGGACAGUACACUGAGACUAUACAAUGCCCACACAUACCACCACUUACAGGACAUCGAUAUUGAACCAUAUGUCAGCAAGAUGCUCGGGACUGGCAAGUUAGGAUUUUCAUUCGUUCGUAUCACGUCACUGAUGCUAACCAAUGACCGUCUUUGGGUGGGAACCGGAAAUGGCGUCAUUCUGUCGGUUCCUCUAGUUGCUGCCCGUCCUGCAAGGGAUGACGGAGAGACAUCAACAAGUUCCCCAGGGACGGGAGGGUCAGGAGGUCCCGGGGGAGCAGUGAGAGUGUACAGUAAUGAAGGAAAAGAUGGCGAUACUCCCAGAGGUUCCAGCUUCAUGCCUUACUGUUCUAUGGUAAAUGCCCAGUUGUCCUUCCACGGUCACCGCGACUCGGUCAAGUUCUUUGUGGCCGUACCAGGCUCCAUGAAGAGGGUUUCUCAGCCUGCGACUUCCAGCAGGUCAUCAAGUCCAGGCGGCCUCACGGCCAGGACGAGCCCAGAGAAGACUGUGUCCGAGGCCAUGCUGUUGGUGUUAUCAGGGGGAGAGGGGUACGUUGAUUUCCGUUUGGGAGACGGCGAGGAGACAGCUUUGGAGGAACAAGGCGGUGACUUGAUAUCCGUCACCACACGUGGUCAAUCGACCAAUGAGAGAAGCCAUAUAAUGGUUUGGCAGGUGUCAGUCACGUAAUAGCUAAAAUAGCUUUCUUGGUAGGCCGUAAGAAAGUACCAAGAUCUGCAAUACUGUUAGGUCCCAGUACACAGUGUCGCUAGAUGGUGUCAAGUAACAACCGUUACACUUAGUAAGUGUUUCAUGAGGGAUGUUGCCUUACUUAAUGAAUCCUGUCACGUCAUAUAACGGCAUUGCGUUUUAGUAAAACGGGCAUGCUCCCGCUCCCAUUUUCCGAAGAACCUGUAAUGAAACUCUGCUUUGUUACAAUAAGCUGGGAGGAGACACGGGCGCGCUUAAAGAUAUUUUUGUUGGAAGCACUUUUUAUUUGUAGAUACGACAAAACAUUUAUAUUUACUGUAGCAGUCUUAAAGUACUUUGUUCAUUUCCAGUAACUAGAAGUACACACGAGUUAAACGGGUUCGGUUUUAGUACCUUUUGUGACAAAUUUAGUUAGCUGGUCAGUUUCACUAACAUCAAUAUUUGUAAAAAAGUUAUUAAAUAAUUUCCAAAUUUGCAGAAAGUAUUUUUGGUGCUACGUUGUUAAAUUAAUUCCGAGUGCUUACUAUUUUGCUGCGGUUUAUUAGCAGUUGUGUAAUUACCAUGUAAACGAAUUACAAAUCAAAUUAUAUAUCUAUAUAAUGUAUCUAAAAGCAAAAUGAAAUUUAGGUCACAAAGCUUGAGAGUCGAGGACAAGAAGAUUAGACCAACAAAGGUAGAUUGACAGUGGUAUAGAUUUUAUUGAAUUUGUUUUAUUGGUUCAAGAUAUUUUUUUUCUCGUUUGGUGUCUGUUCUAGAACAGCUGGGAAACAAAACCUGUUUGCUCUGAUUGUGGGUCGAGAGUCUGGGAUCGAGGUUUGAAAGCCAGCGGUCUUUUGCCAAAGUUGUUGCUAAGCUGCAACUUGACGUAUACUGAUGACGUCAAGGUAACGCAACAGCUCUCGGAGUGCUCGGGGUUACAUCUGAUUGACCGUUAAAUUUCGGAAACUCUUCAAUUAUUUACGGAAACUAUUUGUUGUCCACUGUUGCAAGAAAGUUUCCUUCUAGUUUGUGGUGUCUUCUAGGUGAGGUAGAUAAUGUUGUUAUGUCAGUGCCUCUGUACGCUUCCUUAGGUUCCCUUUGUUUAAGGGGCAAAAAUUGCCUCACUUAAAUAUCACAAAAGUUUGGGGGGAGAUUUAAACGAAUUACAAUUUCCCUUCACGUUUAAAACUUUUAAUUAGAGAAGAAAGGUUUUCGCAUCUUGAAGCCGCGACAUUGUCUUAAAUUUGGUUAGUCCAGAAUGACUCGGAUCAGUUUCCUUUGCGGCCGUUGGGUCGGCACGCGUACCGUAAAAGGGGUCUGGGGCCAACUGAGAGAAAAAAAAAUAUUUAUUUUACUGAUUUCUAUUAAAUAUUGAUUCUUAUUGCUGUAGUAAAUGUGUGAUUUGAAAAUAGAGAUGACUAAUAUAUGUGACCAUCCAAACUGCCCCUUAGUAUUAAUAGUUGUAAGUUAUUAACUACAUUCUAAUUCCAUGUCUAUUCACUUCAGUGAAGUUAUUGUAAGGUACAGUUCUUUGGUGCUAGAAAGUCUAUUUAUUAAAUGUGGUCUUGCCAAUCUGUUAUCUUGAACUGAUAUAAUAAUAACAAUAAACAAUAGGAAAUACAAUA
This is a messenger RNA of Orbicella faveolata, 5895 nucleotides long. RefSeq names its product C-Jun-amino-terminal kinase-interacting protein 4-like. Lineage: Eukaryota; Metazoa; Cnidaria; Anthozoa; Scleractinia; Merulinidae. Gene Ontology annotation, molecular function: signaling receptor complex adaptor activity; MAP kinase scaffold activity; kinesin binding. Gene Ontology annotation, cellular component: cytoplasm. Gene Ontology annotation, biological process: vesicle-mediated transport. The record is from RefSeq and is a predicted model, not a curated record.